UCCCUCCCCAACCCCCAUCCCGAUCCGGACCCGGGUCUUGGCGCGGGGGUGUCCUCUGCCCUUCCCCAGUUAGCCCUCGUCUCUGCCCCGCACUUCCCGCUCUCCCACCUUCCUUUUCACCCCUCCACCCGGUUUCCCCCCACCGAGGCCGACUGCCACUCUAUGGUACUGUUUCCGGGUCAGGGUGACCUCUGGGGUGAGGGUACCGCGACCCGGAGCGGGCCCCGGGCGUGCAGCCCUGACCAUGCGGGCUCACGCGUGGGAGACCGUGCUGCGGGGCUGCAACCGGAAUUCCCGAGUCCCCAGAUUCGCCCCCCACAGGGAAAUUUGCCCGUUCUUCCUGCCCUUCCUCUACAGGCCUUGCUCCUUCCCAAGCAGAUUUUUCUAAAAUCCAAAUCCCAGUCCACUCGGCACCCACUUGGAGCAAUUGAGAGCGUUUUCACCAAACGCCGUACAUAUGGCGUCGGAUUGUGCAACCUGAAAACGCUCCUGUUGUUUUUCGCAUCUGUACAGUGGGUUUUGAUUCCCACCAUGGCUAUCACACAGUUUCGGUUAUUUAAAGUUUGUACCUGCCUAGCAACAGUAUUCUCAUUCCUAAAGAGAUUAAUAUGCAGAUCUGGCAGAGGACGGAAAUUAAGUGGAGACCAAAUAACUUUGCCAACUACAGUUGAUUAUUCAUCAGUUCCUAAGCAGACAGAUGUUGAAGAGUGGACGUCCUGGGAUGAAGAUGCACCCACAAGUGUAAAGAUUGAAGGAGGGAAUGGGAAUGUGGCAACACAGCAAAAUGCUUUAGAACAACUGGAACCUGACUAUUUUAAGGACAUGACACCAACUAUAAGGAAAACCCAGAAAAUCAUUAUUAAGAAGAGAGAACCAUUAAAUUUUGGCAUUCCAGAUGGUAGCACAGGUUUCUCUAGUAGACUAGCAGCUACACAAGAUAUGCCUUUUAUUCAUCAAUCUCCUGAAUUAGGUGACUUGGAUACCUGGCAGGAAAAUACCAAUGCAUGGGAAGAAGAAGAAGAUGCAGCCUGGCAAGCUGAAGAAGUUCUGAGGCAGCAGAAGAUAGCAGACAGAGAAAAGAGAGCAGCAGAACAACAAAGGAAGAAAAUGGAAAAGGAAGCACAGCGGCUAAUGAAGAAGGAGCAAAACAAAAUUGGUGUGAAACUUUCAUAACAAAAUGUCCUUCAGAUGCAUAGUACCAGUGGGAGAAAUGUGAGCUCCACAACCCAAGCAACAUUUGUAUGGAGCUAAGAGUAGUUUCAGAAUACAAAUACACUGCUUGAUUUUGAUGCAUUCAUCAGGCCAUACAGGACACCAGGAUUCUCUCAAAGUCCCUUGAACUCUUGGUGAUUGAAACUCAAAGAACAAAAAAGACUUGUGAGACGAUAUUUUCUUCAACAUGUUCCAACUGUAAGACAAUUGUUUGCUGUAGAGAAAUUAUUACAAAUGGAAUAUAUCAGUACCUCUUCAAGCUAGUGUUUCUAGCUAAUUAAAUGGGUGUAAAUUUUAUGGUGGGAAAGAACUCUGCUGUCUAUAAUGCUUUCCUUCAAUGUGCAUAAUGAUAAAAUAAAUAAUUUUAAAUAUUC
Messenger RNA from Mesoplodon densirostris (Blainville's beaked whale), 1586 nucleotides. It is a transcript of the gene EBAG9, whose product is annotated as estrogen receptor binding site associated antigen 9. The coding region runs from base 163 to 1173 and encodes 336 amino acids. Gene Ontology annotation, cellular component: secretory granule. The record is from RefSeq and is a predicted model, not a curated record. NCBI's taxonomy places the organism in Eukaryota, Metazoa, Chordata, Mammalia, Artiodactyla, Ziphiidae. The transcript is spliced from 7 exons.